Molecule: messenger RNA, 1490 nt
Organism: Malaclemys terrapin pileata
Lineage: Eukaryota; Metazoa; Chordata; Testudines; Emydidae
Gene: C1H11orf65
Product: chromosome 1 C11orf65 homolog
Exons: 6
Coding region: 430-1218 (262 amino acids)
Source: RefSeq, a predicted model, not a curated record
CACCACUUCUGAAAGGUUGCCGACCCCCGACUUACUCAAUUCACACAGCGAGUUUGCAGUGUACCUGGAAGUAAAACCCACAAGUACAGACUCACAGUCCCUGUUCUAGCUCCUGUGCACACUUAACUUUUCAUAUUUAAAUAUUUUUCAAUUCCAUUUCUCUUCCCAAUAAACUUCUCCCAUUCAGUUCAGAAAAAUAAACAUUAGAAGAGAAACAAUAAAUACUCAUAAAUGUUGUGUAUUCUUGUGACAACACACCAAAGACCUUGCACUCACUUAGAGUUAAUGGCAAAACUCCCACUGAUUUCACUGAGUUGAGGACUGGAUCUUUAAUUUCACUCAGAAUUGUAAUCAGCCAAUCAAAUCUUCCAAUUUCAGCCUAUCCUGUACGGUGUUAAGCUACUUUGAAAUGGGUAAAGGAACAGUUUCAUGGCUGUUGUAAACCCGUUUAUGCCAACAGAGUUAAACAAGACUAAAUAUCCUCCAAGUAUAUAUUACAAAAUAUUCACUUAUAGACCCAUUGUGGAUAUGUGUGCUAACAGCCCUAAAGAUUAUACAAAGCCAGCAUACAAACAGCUGCUGCCAGGGGCUAUUCAUGGAAAGAUUUGGAAAGAUGACCGCAGUGGCUGGUACAAGCGUGUGGAGAAUAAUGGUUGGAGACUUCUUUCAAUCAGAUUUUGGAGGACCAUAGAUCCCUUAACUGAUGAGGACAACACAAAGGAAAAGGAAUUCCAUUACUCUAAGUUGAAGAGGAAACAAGACAUUGACCGGAGAAGAAAAAGGAGAAAAAUUGAAUGGAUGACAAAAAUGUAUUAUGCAGGAAGCUUGCGGGUCAAAACAGAGGACCCUACCACUGCAAUCUUAAUUCAGAGAAGUGCAGAAGGCAUCGUCAAUGCUGUUGAGAAAGGAGGAACAGACAAUGUAAUGGAAUGGGAAGUGGAUGAACUGUUGCAAUGGACAAAUGCACUUAACUUCGAAGAAUAUAUUAGCCAGUGGAAAGAAAUUGCAACAAGCAACUCAUCAGCUAACUACCAGGGUUUCCAGUUUAUUGUAUCACAACAUGAUCCAUGUGAAUUCUCACAGCUAUCCCAUGGAAACAUCCAGGAAACACCAAUCCCUAAUCCAUUACCUUUAAAUGAAACAGACUUCAAGUCAGGGACAUCUAUAACACCAUUAAACUCACCUUGUAAUCUCCCAAUGGAUAACAAUGCUGAAUGAUAAUUUUGCUCCUAUUCAUUAGAAUACUAUUUUGCUCUACUUCAAUUUGAUAUGAAAUGGAGCUAUAGCUUCAGCAGUUAGAGCUGAUUAAACAAGAAAUCUGCAUGUAAAACACAAACGUGCUGCAUGAUUCUCUCCUCUAUAAAAACAAAUUACAACAGUAUCCAAAAUUGGUUUGAAUCAGUCAUAAUGUGCUAAUAAUAACCUCCCCUAUUUUUCUCCCUCUUCUAGAACACCUACGUUCUAUACAAUAAAAUUAUGCCAAAUGCUUC